AGUUUAAACUCUCAUCCUCAUCACACCCUGAAGGUAGUCAAGUACUUUUAUACGCUUUUUUGCUUCGACAUACUGUACUUUGAAGCCUACAUACCCUUUUCGUCUCACUUCACAUCACAUCAUGCAGCCUCGCAUCCUCCACACCGCAGACCAACACCCCAGGAACCCAGACUUCGCCAUGGCCAUGCGGCUCCAGGGCGAGAGCGAGGACCCUAGCUGGUCGACACCAGCGUCGCCCUUCGACGACGCGAACGAGGUAGAAGACGACUCGGAAGAAGGCGAAGACGACGACAGCGCCUCGUCACCCCCCCGUCCCCUCCGCUCCGUCGCCUCCCGGACGCCCACACCCCUAGACUUCACACGCCUCCUAUCCCAACCCCACACCGCGUCGUCGCCACGCACCCCCUCCCCCACCCCCUCCCAACACACACUCACCCCGCCCUGUUCCGCCGGCACCGCAGCCCUGACCCGCGCACACACGCACCUGCGCUCUUUCCACGUCCCCUCGCGCCCGCUAUCUCCGCCCCGCCCCCGCGUAUCCCCAAAACUCAUCAACGCCCCGAAUAUCUCCUGGCCCCAACAGCAAAGACAGCGGCUGCGCCCUAUCCCCUCUUUCUCCACUACCGCCUCGUCCCCGCCCCCAACUGUCGCGUCUGGCUACGAGCGCAACAUUCGACAGCUGCCGUCGCGCCUCAGUGCUGUUACGGAGCAGAGCGACGCGUCGUUUAAGUCGGUGUCGCUGGGCGAGGAGCGCGAGGGGGAUGUGGAGGUCAGCGAGGCGGUGCAGGCCCGCAUGACGAGCUGGGACGAGGUUAGGCUGUUUACGGGGCCGGUUACGCGUGCACAGCGGGAUCGGGAGAGGGUUCAGAGGCGUGGGAGGUGGUCGGGGAAGGUGUUUGGGAGGCUGGGUGGGUGUUUUAAGGGGGCGUAG
This is a messenger RNA of Dothidotthia symphoricarpi CBS 119687, 931 nucleotides long. RefSeq lists its product as uncharacterized. NCBI's taxonomy places the organism in Eukaryota, Fungi, Ascomycota, Dothideomycetes, Pleosporales, Dothidotthiaceae. Bases 122 to 931 code for a protein of 269 amino acids. The record is from RefSeq and is a predicted model, not a curated record. The transcript has a single exon.